ACUACAGUUUACGCAUUAGCCAUUUAUAGGUCAAUUGAAAUAAUCUAAGAUGGCUCUUUCAGAUAUAUAUAAGAAUUCUUCGGAAAAGCACCCAGAGCAAGAUACUGAUGCUCACAGUCUUUCUACUGGUUCCGAACAAAAUGUCGGGGUUGUCCAAGUCGAUAAGAAUGUCAAGGAAAUUGGUGUCAUCUCUGCUGCUUUCCUUAUGCUUAAUAGAAUGUUGGGUGCUGGGGUUUUCUCCACUGGUUCCACCAUUUUUGCCCUUUCUGGUUCCGUGGGUACUUCCCUUAUGAUGUGGUUUGCCGGUACCAUUAUUGCUCUUUCUGGGUUGUUGGUUUAUAUGGAAUUGGGAUCUGCCAUUCCAAGAAAUGGUGGGGAAAAGAAUUAUUUGGAAUAUAUGUUUAAGAAACCAAAGUUCUUGGUCACUGCUAUGUAUGCAUCCUAUGUCUUCUUUUUAGGUUGGGCUGCUGGUAAUUCCAUUGUCGUUGGUGAAUAUAUUUUAAAUGCUGCCGGUAAGGAAGUUACUCAAUGGAACUCCCGUGGUAUUGGUAUCGCUGUUAUUACCUUUGCCUUUUUAAUCAAUGCCAUUCAUAUCAAGACUGGUUUAUUCCUUGCUAAUGCAUUGGGUGUUUUCAAGGUCUUUAUUGUUUUGUUUAUCACUGUUACUGGAUGGGUCGCCUUAGGUGGUGGUAUCAAGUCUAACAACUUCCAACCAACUCACAACUUUACUGAUGCUUUCAAGGGUACCACUCCAACUGCUUUUGGUAUUGUUAACGCUUUAUAUAAUGUUAUUUGGUCCUACGUUGGUUAUUCUAAUGCCAACUACGCCUUGGGUGAAAUCAAGAACCCACACAAGGUUUUAAGAUUAGCUGCUCCUAUUGCCUUUGUCUCCUUGGGUAUUAUUUACAUGUUUGUCAACAUUGCUUAUUUUGCUGUUGUUCCAAAGGAAGAAAUCGCAUCUUCCGAAAGAAUCUUGGCUGCUGCCUUUUUCAGAUAUGCUUUUGGUAACAAGGCUGAAAAGGCUGCUUCUGUUUUCGUUGCAUUAUCUGCCUGGGCUAAUGUCAUGUCUGUUAUCUUCUCCCAAGGUAGAAUUGUUCAACAAUUAGGUCGUGAAGGUUCCUUGCCAUUCUCAAGAUUCUUUGCUACUUCAAGACCAUUUGGCACUCCAUUUGUCGGUUUAAUGCAACAUUGGAUUGUCUGUAUUGUCACCAUUGUUGCUCCACCACCAGGUGAUGCUUAUAACUUUAUUUUGAACUUGAUUUCUUAUCCAUUGAAUGUUGUCAACACUGUUGUCGCCGCUGGUUUACUUUACAUCUACUACAAGAAGUCUAGAGGUUUAACUGAAUGGAAUCCACCAAUUAAGGCCAGUUUACCUGUCGUCUUUUUCUUCUUCUUGGCUUCCUUGUACUUGAUUGUUGCUCCAUAUAUUCCACCAGUUGAUGGUCAAACUGUUUACAACUCCUUACCUUACUGGAUCCACGCUGUUGUCACUUGGGGUGUCUUUGGUAUUGGUUUAGUAUACUGGUUAGUCUGGGUUAAGAUAUUACCAUACUUUGGUAGUUACAAGUUGGUUGCUGUUGAAGUCUUGGGUGACGAUGGUUUCUGGAGAAACAAGAUUUACAAAGUUUCCAAGGAUAGUGUCGAGUCUGAAAUACAUGAUGCUGAAUUGGACAAAGCAGAAGUUAUUUAAACACACCCAUAUUAGUCAUUUUCCAGAUUUUUCAGUUCUUUUAAUGUUGAUUUUUUAGUUUUACUCUUCCUGUUAAUAGUCGCAUAUUUUCUAGAAAGUAUUUUGUUUAAUAGACACAAAUUAUAGUUUU
Messenger RNA from Spathaspora passalidarum NRRL Y-27907, 1820 nucleotides. RefSeq names its product Mup1p (gene MUP1). Gene Ontology annotation, cellular component: membrane. Gene Ontology annotation, biological process: amino acid transmembrane transport. Gene Ontology annotation, molecular function: L-amino acid transmembrane transporter activity. The record is from RefSeq and is a predicted model, not a curated record. The transcript has a single exon. The coding region runs from base 50 to 1690 and encodes 546 amino acids. Lineage: Eukaryota; Fungi; Ascomycota; Pichiomycetes; Serinales; Debaryomycetaceae.